GUGUAAGUCCAUUUCUAGAAACAUGUGUGUAAUGUUUUGAAUAUUUUGUUGUUUAAAUUUCUAAUAGUGAUAUUAAUUUAUUAUUCAAUCAAAAUGGCUUUUGGUCAACGUAAACUAUCGAGAAACGAUGCUAAAGGUAUGAGAAAAGGAAAAGGUAAAAAAUCCAACAAUAAAUCUGGUUUGGAUAAAAGUGAAUUUAAAGUUUUCAACCUUUCAACCAAAACACUGAGAGGAUUAACAGACGCUGGUUAUUUAGUUCCAACUGAAAUUCAAUCGGCAACACUUGAAUCUGCUUUAAAUGGUGAUGAUAUUUUAGGAGCUGCCAAAACUGGAUCGGGUAAAACAUUGGCCUUUCUCAUACCUAUCCUUGAAAAGUUGGAAAAAGAGAAAUGGACUCAUCUAGAUGGUGUCGGUGGUUUAAUUAUUACACCAACGAGGGAACUUGCCUACCAAAUAUUUGAAACCAUCAACAAAAUCGGUGCAUACCAUGACUUUUCGGUUGGUUUGAUUAUCGGUGGAAAAGAUUUGAAAUUCGAAAGACAUCGAAUGAAUAAGUGUAAUAUAGUCAUCUGUACUCCAGGACGAAUUUUGCAACAUAUGCAUGAAAAUGCUCUUUUCAAUUGUGACAAUAUGAAAAUUUUGGUUUUGGAUGAAGCUGACCGAAUUUUAGAUAUGGGUUUCAAGAAAACAAUGGACAGUAUAAUUGAAAAUCUGCCUAAAGAAAGGCAAACUCUUCUUUUUUCGGCAACUCAAACUAAAUCAGUGAAAGAUUUAGCUCGUCUUAGUCUGGUUGAUCCAAAAUAUAUUUCUGUCCAUGAAAACUCUCAUUCCGUUACUCCUGAAGGUUUAGUUCAGAAGUACAUUGUCUGUGAAGCUCAUCAAAAAUUAAAUCUCCUUUGGUCUUUUAUAAAAGCUAAUGUAAAUAAGAAAAUUUUGGUCUUCGUGUCAACUUGUAAACAAGCUAAGUUCAUUCACCAACUCUUUUGCCGAUUAAAACCAGGAACGACAAUGUUACCUCUGUAUGGAACUCUACAUCAACUUAGAAGAAUGAAUAUCUACAAUGAAUUUAAGAGUAGCAAAAAAGCCUGUCUGGUUGCCACUGACAUCGCCUCUAGAGGACUUGAUUUUCCAGCUGUUGAUUGGGUUGUCCAAUAUGAUUGUCCAGAAGAUACUAGCCAGUACAUUCAUAGAGCAGGUCGCACUGCUCGAUACCAUAAAGGCGGUGAAUCUCUCCUUUUCCUUUUACCUUCCGAAGAAAAGUCAAUGGUUGAACAAUUGGAAGCUCGUAAAGUUCCAAUCCAAAAAAGUACGAUACCUCAAUAUAUGCAAAAAUCAAUGAUAAGGAAAGCAGACGCGUUACUUGCCCGUGAUGUUUCCCUUAAAGAAACAGCUCAAAGAGCAUUCAAACAAUAUUUAAAGGAUGUUUACAUGAUGAAGGAUAAAACCGUGUUUGAUGUAACCACCAUUGACAAGGACCUUUUGGCUCGAUCAUAUGGUUUAAUAGUGACACCAAGAGUUCGUUUUCUAGAAAACAAAGGUCUCAAAGGCAAUAAAAACUCAUCUUCAUUGAACCCUGACGAUAGUGAUGGAAAUAUUAAUUCUGACGAAGAUAAACCCAAAGUAAAGAAAGAGUUGACAUUAACUGGUCACGCCUCAGACGAGUCUGAUGGAGAAGAUUUAUUUAUAUCCAAAAAAGUUCCAACAAUUCCAGACAUUGAUAUAAAAUCAAUUGAACCUUUGACAAAAGGGAAAGUAGUAACUCAGGCUUCUCUAGCUAAGAAAAUUUUAAGGAAAAAUUUGUCUGUAAACAAGAAAAUUGUUUUUGACGAUAAAGGUGAACCAGUCGAAGAAUUCCCGUUGCAACAAAAAUCUGAAAAAGUUAAAUUGUUGGAUGAAAAAUGUAAAAGUGGAAUAGAUAUUGCCAUAGCAAAAGAAAUUAUGGAAGACGAAGACAAAAUUGAUAAAGAAAUACAAAGAAAAAUAAUCAAAGAAAAACACAAAGCUAAACGUUUGAAAGAAAGAGAAGAAAAGAAACAGAAAGCUGAAGAAGCCAAGAAAAGAUUUGCUGAACGUAAAGGAUUAUCCAAACCUGAUAGGAAGUCUCUUGUUAAUGAUGAUAGUCGAGCAGAAAGUGAAGAGGAGAGUGAAGUAGAAAGCGAGGAAGAAGACUCAGAUCAUGAUGAGAAGCUGUCUAAAUAUAUUGAUGAGUUACCAGAUCCAGAUGAAUAUUAUGGAAAUGACGAAGAUGAUGAAGAGGAGGAUGAUAUAGACCAAGACGGUGAUACAGGAGAAGAAGAGUCUGACCAAGAAGAAGAUGAAAGUGAAGAUGAAAAACCCAGGAAAAGGAUGAGAAUGAACACUGACGAUGAAAGUGAUGAGGAUAUGAUUCCUCUAAGUCUGCAAGAUGCGGAAGCUUUAGCCAAACAAUUUGUCGAUGAUUAAUCAAACUGUUUAUUUAUCUGUAAAUUUUGUUGAAUUGCAGUAAACCCUAACAAAAUUCAAGUCUUGGAUACUUCAAGCUAUCUCACAUGAUAGUUGGAGCUAAUAACUUUCCUCUCUGGCUAAUUGUUCGCUAUUAAUUUCAAGUUUUGAUUGUUAAAUUUUAGUAACCUCAUCAUUUCGGUGCACAAAAAUCGAUAGCAUUUCAAUUAUCGUCAAUUGUCAUCCAUUUCAUUGAAUAUCUGGAAAAACCUGUGACUAAUAUUUUGAGAAGGUUUACUGUAUUGAAUAAUUAUUAAAAUAAAAAAUGCUUAUGAAUUUGUAAAAAUGACAAAUGAAGAUUGAUUGUAAAUGUAUUGAUUGAAUCCAUAAUCCAAUGAGUUUACAAAAGGCACCUUUUUGUUGUAAAAACAGUUGAAUAACAACUAUUUAAAUGAUUAUUUUUGACAAGGUAAAGUAUCUCUGUUAACCAUGAGAUGGAGUCAAUUGGAUCAUUUUGAUAAUAAAAUUGAAUUGUCUAUCAAA
Molecule: messenger RNA, 2964 nt
Organism: Tetranychus urticae (two-spotted spider mite)
Lineage: Eukaryota; Metazoa; Arthropoda; Arachnida; Trombidiformes; Tetranychidae
Product: putative ATP-dependent RNA helicase DDX10
Molecular function (GO): ATP binding; RNA helicase activity; nucleic acid binding
Source: RefSeq, a predicted model, not a curated record